This is a messenger RNA of Aspergillus neoniger CBS 115656, 1788 nucleotides long. RefSeq lists its product as uncharacterized. The coding region runs from base 1 to 1788 and encodes 595 amino acids. Gene Ontology annotation, molecular function: ribonuclease III activity. The transcript is spliced from 5 exons. Gene Ontology annotation, biological process: RNA processing. The record is from RefSeq and is a predicted model, not a curated record. NCBI's taxonomy places the organism in Eukaryota, Fungi, Ascomycota, Eurotiomycetes, Eurotiales, Aspergillaceae.
AUGGCUACCCCUCAUGAACCGAAAAUCGAGACACUGGAAAAGAUCAUAGGCCAUACCUUCUCCCUAAAACAUUUGAUACGUCUGGCUCGCACCUCAGCAGGUGCUAAUCCGGACAACUACGAUGGGAAUAGGAAACUAUCCCAACUGGGUGCCUCUCUGGUUGACUCUGUUCUGGCUAUCAUAGUAUUCUUCAUAGGUGGCAGUAGAGAGUGUACGGCAAAUUUGAGAAAGGCUUUUCUGAACAAAGGCAAAUACUGUGCUGCCGCGAAGCGGACUGGUAUCGACGAUUGCAUAGACUACGAUAAGCGCACCGGGCCAGAUUCGCCGGAGGUUCUUCGCAAAGCGAUAAAUGCCAUUAUAGCAGCCGUGUUUCUUGAUACCUGGAACAUCAAGUCAACAGUAGUUGUCAUUCUAAGGAUUUUUUUCCAGACGAGCGGCGACAGAAUGUUUCAGGAACUCCCUUCUGUCUCACCUGCUACUGUGGAAGCUCUCGUAUCUAUUUCGAAGAUGAUACUAGCUCUCAAUGCUGGAGUGAUUAACCCUUCGGUGCUAAUUAUCGAGCGGUCCGCUACGACUCUUGAGGUCUCCCCAAUGAUACACAGGUUCCUGGAACAAGGCACCAAAGAUCCGCCUCUGUUGUCAAACGCGGAGCGCAUUGUGACGGAGAAGGAGUCAGUCACAGAGGGCCUAUUUCAAUUUCUCCGAGAGGAGAUAUGGUCAUCGGAUGGAGACCUGAACCACAAUGAAAUUGAAACUGAAGCCGAGCAUGACUCGAUGGCGACGAUUCCGGACAGGCCGAAUGCUCCACCAACACCAAAGGGCGGACAGGUGGCACGUCGCCAAGGAGAACCUCUCAAUGACAGUGAAGCAGCCGUGGUAAUACCUGCGCCGAAGAGAAGGUGCAGGGCUGCAAGCACUAAUGUCUCCAUACUGCAUGGUGAGGUUGCCAGGCAGAUUCUCUUACAAGAGAGACAGCACUGUGCCGCUCAGAAUAUGUCUCCGCCCGAAAAUCGCUAUUUCUCCUCUGCUAUAGUGACAAAGGCCCUUAAGCUUGAAGAGGACUCGCUCGGGAACCUCACUAUUCUCUUGAUAACAAUUGCUAGCCCGCAAUCAAUCGUGGCUCUGCGCGAUAUGAUGUGCUGUGUAAGAGCUCAGAAGACGUUUGAUUCGCACCGCCUGGCCGUGAAUAACUCAACCAAAAAAAAUGCACUUCUCCGACUUCUCCGAUGGUAUCACCUUCUCGAACUAUUCGAGCAAUGUGGUGGUUCUCGGACCCGUUACAGCAUAGGAUAUGUAAACACGACAUCUGCGGAUUUCGAACAUCCGAAACGGGGAGCGGGAAACCCUAGCAGGAAAGAUGAUGCUAAGGUAGCGCAAGCGAUGAUGAAGGAGUUAUUCCCCGACCUAAGUCCUAUAAGUCCUAUGUAUGCCCAGGAGUACGCUGCCAUCAAGCAUUACCGAAAAGUCGGACAGCGACUCUAUAUACUCACCGACCGGUUCGGUCCAGGAAUCCUUGGUCUCACUUUGGACGCCACUCAGGAGUCGGAGAUAUCGGAUACCAUGCUGUUAAACCCGAAAAAUAAGACAUUUCGCGAUUUUGUAGACCUCCUCGAAGAAUCGCAUGGACAAUGGCUGAGGAGAUGCAGCGAUGCAGCUUACUUGUUGCUCCGCCCAUUGCUCGAGUUUACCCUCGACAACACCGCGCCUUUUCGUUUGGAGCUUACGGAUACUGAAUGCAUUUUCAAGCAACCUAAGUGCUCGGAGUCUCUUCUGAAGCUUGUUGCCUAG